Messenger RNA from Raphanus sativus (radish), 1467 nucleotides. Its product is annotated as probable aldo-keto reductase 3. Gene Ontology annotation, cellular component: cytoplasm. NCBI's taxonomy places the organism in Eukaryota, Viridiplantae, Streptophyta, Magnoliopsida, Brassicales, Brassicaceae. The transcript is spliced from 5 exons. The record is from RefSeq and is a predicted model, not a curated record. The coding region runs from base 37 to 1080 and encodes 347 amino acids.
CCGAACUUCGAGACACGAUCGAGAGAGAGAGAGACCAUGGCGAAAGGUUGCGAAGUGAGGAGGAUGAAGCUAGGAAGCCAAGGCCUUGAGGUCUCUGCGCAGGGCCUCGGUUGCAUGAGCAUAUCCUCUUUCUACGGCCCUUCUAAGCCGGAAGCUGACGCCAUCGUUCUUCUCCACCACGCUAUUGAUUCCGGCGUUACGUUCUUCGAUACCUCCAACGUCUACGGUCCUGGGACCAACGAGUUGCUCCUCGGCAAGGCUCUGAAGUAUGAUGGAGUGAGGAGGAGAGUGGAGCUUGCAACCAAGUUCGGGAUCAACUAUGGAGAGGGGAAGAGAGAGAUAAAGGGAGAUCCUUUGUACGUUAGGGCUGCUUGUGAAGCAAGUUUGAAGCGGCUUGAUGUGGACUGCAUUGAUCUCUAUUAUCAGCAUCGGGUUGAUACACGUGUCCCUAUCGAAAUCACUAUGGGAGAACUUAAGAAGCUAGUUGAAGAAGGUAAGAUUAAGUACAUUGGUUUCUCUGAAGCCUCUGCCUCAACUAUCAGAAGAGCGCAUGCUGCUCACCCAGUUACUGCAGUGCAGCUAGAGUGGUCUUUGUGGACGAGAGACGUGGAAGAAGAUAUUGUCCCGACAUGCAGGGAACUUGGGAUAGGGAUUGUUUCUUACAGUCCUCUGGGAAGAGGCUUCUUCGCAUCAGGACCAAAGCUUGUUGAGAAGCUGGACAGUGAUGACUACAGAAAGACUCUACCAAGAUUCCAACAGGAAAACUUAGACCACAACAAGAUUCUCUACGACAAGGUUUGUGCAAUGUCUGAGAAGAAAGGAUGCACUCCUGCACAACUAGCCCUCGCGUGGGUUCACCACCAGGGAGAUGAUGUUUGCCCCAUCCCAGGAACCACUAAGAUAGAAAACCUAAAUCAGAACAUCGGGGCUUUAUCAGUGAAACUCACUCCAGAAGAGAUGUCUGAGCUCGAGACCAUCGGACAACCAGAGUCUGUAAAAGGAGAAAGAUACACGGCCAUGGUCCCCACUUUUAAGAACUCAGACACUCCACCGUUGUCUUCUUGGAAAGCCACCGUUUGAGAGCUCCUCUGGUUCUCAAUUUCCAUUACACACCAAUACUAUGUAAGUAAUAAAUAAUAUGUUUAUAAUUCAGAAAAAAAAAUAUAAUAAUAUGUUGUAGUUGUUGUGCUGCAUCUUCGAGAGAGUUCGACCUAUGCAUAGGGGCUUAAAACAAUCUCACAGUGUCUUUGCUUUCAAAAUAAAAUAUGCAUACCAAGAUUAAGUUAUUUCGCUAUGUUUUAUAAUUUAUAACAUUAUUUGAAUAAUAUUUUCGUGAUGUGUUACUGUACUUUGAAGCAUAUCUCAAUCGAAUCCAGUGAAGUUUUGUUCUCUUCCUGCCUCUUGGAACUAUCAAGAUACUUAAAACAGUAAUACCAAUUUAAUUUUCUCAUUAACUAAACCCACGAA